Molecule: messenger RNA, 2428 nt
Organism: Oppiella nova
Lineage: Eukaryota; Metazoa; Arthropoda; Arachnida; Sarcoptiformes; Oppiidae
Source: the annotation of a GenBank genome assembly
AUAGUUUUCAACAAAACUUGUGUUUCUAAUACUAUACAAAUCAGUGCUGAAAUCAAUUGUCUUAUCAUCACUUAAAUGGCGAUUAGUUUUUGAUUAAAAUCCUAAACCUAAGUGUCUUUGUAUCCAAUCAUUGUUUGUUUUUUUCUGUGAAACAAUUGAGUGAUUAAAUGAAGUGAUAAUAAAAUGAAGAACAGAAGGGCUAAAGUUGUCUAUUCAUAUGCACCACAAAAUGAUGACGAACUCAAACUAGAAGUCGAUGAAGUGAUUGAGGUGUUGGAUGAGAUUGAAGAUGGCUGGUGGAAAGGCAUAUCUCCCAAAGGCAUUACAGGUGUCUUUCCAUCUAAUUUCGUGGUCGAAGUGACCGCCGAUUCUCCGAAAAUCAGCAAAAAGACGGACAACGAUAAGAGUGACAACGAGUCGAUCGACGGCUCGAAGUCGUCGCUCAAUCGAGACGACAGCCUCGAGAAGAAGCCCAAACCGAUCAACAAAAUAGGUUUCGGCGAUAUCUUCGCGGGCGGUAUUAAACCGAAACUGACGCCAAUCGGCGACACGUCGUUAGAGCGCAACAAAAAUCUGCCAAAAAAACCUCCGCCACAACCGCCCGCCCCGGAGCCUGAGGUGGCGCCCAAACUGCCGCCCAAACCCGUCAGAGAACAGGCGCUGGUGUUGUACUCAUACGUCGCGCAGAACGAGGACGAGUUGUCCAUCAAAGAGGGAGAGAUUAUAAACCUGGUGUCGAAAGACAUCGAAGACGUCGGCUGGUGGAAGGGUGAGCUGAACGGCCGCAUCGCCCUCUUCCCCGACAACUUCGUCGAAAUCAUCAAAACGACGGACGAGUCGAGCGCGAAGCCGAGCCCCAAAAAGCCUGGUCGACCGGCCGAGAAGCCCCCGCCGCCCGUCGCCGCCUCCACGGCCGUGAAUAUAGCGAACCACUCGAAGACCGAAUCGAACAAGACUUCCAACAAACCGGCGGAAGAGUUGCCAAAAUCGACGACCGGUUCCAAUGUCACUGCCGCCGCUGCGCCGGUCAUACCCGUAAAAAAGCCAAAAGUAUUAAAUUCGUCAAUAUUUCAGUCGAAGCCAAAAGCCGAACCGACACCACAAACGCCCCCACCUUCUCGUGUUAAGCCGGAUGUCGUCCCCCAAGAAAACGGCUCGAAAUCGGACGCCGAUGUGAGCGUUAAUAACAAGUCUAUUGUGACCGCAAAUAACAGUUCAGAAAACAAUUUCGUCGACUCCACCACUAAUAAGUUGACUCAUUUGACGGCCAACCGACCGAAGGGGCCGUCGUCUCGUCGGCCGCCCUCUACGAUAUUCAUACCGAAAGACUCGGGCAAUGAGUCUAAAGAAAAUGGUGACAUAUCCAUGGUCUCCAACAAGAGUGAGACCAACACUAGCCAUACGAACGAUCACAUAAAGCCAUCAGCGCUGUCGCAAACGCCACCCGUCAAGGAGGUGGUCGAGAAGCUGCCCCCUUGGAUGCUAGAGCUGCGUAAGGCUCAGGAGAAGCGCAAAGAGAAUCCGGACGACUCGCCAAAAGGACUCAAUUCGCCGACAAAGUCCACUCCCAAUAGGUUUUCCGGCGAUUUCACGAGUAAAUUGUUGCAGAACUCAACUUCAACUCCAGACGAGAACGACUCCACUUCAACGCCACCGCUGUUUAAGCCAUUAAAGUCGACAAAACCGAGCAUCGCGUCCAACGCAGUAACGUCUGUUACGCCGACGGCACCCGAAACGCCGAGUCCUGUCUCGGAGUCGCCCCGACAUUCACUACUGUCGUCGUCCAGUGCGACGACGGCCCCGACAUCGACAUCGACGCCGAACAAAACUAAUAUAGUCAUCAACUCGUCGAUCGCUUCAUCGACAGCCACAACCACCACACCAACACCGCCUAAAGUCGAGGACAGUGUCAGUAACUCGACGACCGAUAAAAGAUGUGCCGAAUUGGAGAGACAGUUGCGAGAGCUUAAAGAAUCGACGGUUAGUCGAAAGGACUUCGACGAGCUCUCCAAACAGGUGACUGAACUGCGAGAGGCGUUCGACACACAGAAACAGACUUACAGUAAAACGAUUAGAGAUCUCAUUAACGAUGUGGCGGACGAACAGAAAAAGGUGGCCACUCUUCAGAUAGAGAUCGACAGACUCCGGAAGCUGACCACAACUGUAUGACCGAUGGGGUGCACACCCGGUGGACACCACGCAGUCUUCUUCACACUCUAAACCGCACACCAAAUGUCUUAACGUUUUGAUCCUUGUAUUCGUUUGUCUCCCGAAGUCUCUUCGAAAAAGUCUUCAACUGUUUGUUAAUGUUUUUUCCGAAUCAUGUUUUUAUUCGUUACUAAUUCUUAAUGUUUUAAUUAUUUUUAUUUAAUUAAUAUUUACUCAAAACUCCCUGUCGUGUGUUUAAACUGUUUUGUUUGUUUGGGAC